GGUCCGGUACUCGGGGGUUGGUACAAGGUACUUGACCGGCUUAUUCCUGGCAGUAGUAAGUCUGUAGCCAUUAAGAAAAUGCUAUUGGAUCAGGGCGGCUUUGCUCCUUGCAUCCUCGGGUGUUUCCUGACCAUCGUUGGCUCGUUGAAUGGAUUGUCUACAGAUGAAAUCUGGGACAAGCUGAAGCGGGAUUAUAAAGAUGCUUUAAUCACCAAUUAUUAUAUAUGGCCAGCGGUGCAGAUCGCUAAUUUCUACUUCAUCCCACUACAUCACAGGCUGGCAGUGGUGCAGGUUGUGGCCAUCAUCUGGAACUCCUACCUCUCCUGGAAGGCAAACCAGGCCUGAGCCUACACGUCUACAGAUGAACUUAUUGGUGGAAUGGAGGACCUUCAUCCAGAAUGACCUUCUCUUGUACACGUCCAACCUGGUCUCCAAAAUGCCAUAUAUGAAGGACUAGGGAUCUGUUACUUGUCUGAAUUCGGUAUUAUUGUUGGUAUCGGUCACUUGUCUGGACUCUGUAAUAUUGUUGGGAUCGGUCACUUGUCUGGACUCGGUAAUAUUGUUGGGAUCAGUCACUUGUCUGGACUCGGUAAUAUUGUUGGGAUUGGUCACUUGUCUGGACUCUGUAAUAUUGUUGGGAUCGGUCACUUGUCUGGACUCUGUAUUAUAGUUGGGAUCAGCCACUCAUCUGUUCUCACUGUCCUCACUCUUUAUACCUUAUCUUUGAUACCACAAUGGUGUCCUGUAAUUCCUGCACUGGUCCAGAUGACUGACAUUUAACCUGCCCCAUCCACUUUUUCAGGAUCUGUCUCAGGGAUGUGCCAAGAAUUUUUUUGUAUUUGUCCUGCAUUAAAGUGAUGCACAAAACUGAAGGGACUCAUGUUGGUGGUGAGAUGCAGGGCAGCUUCUCACAAGAGUUCACAACAUGACCCCCCCUCUGUAGAGUUUGGACAUUUUCACCUUUUCUGCCUGGGAUGUAUUUUUGGCUCACAUUAUGGUUACCUCCUGCCCUCAGUAGUGGAGUAGUAGAGACAUAUUCCACCAUCUUGUGUCCAGCUGAUCUUCAUGGACAGUGAUGGGUUCCUUCUAGCACCAUCCAUGGAGAAGUGUAGGAACGGGGGGGGGGGGGGGGUGUAACAUGCAGGGCCCUCGCUCAACAGCAAGGCCGGACCGGGGAUGAAAACCAGCCCUGAAAAUCAUUGUAGACCAAUCCACAAGCCACCGGCAGCCACAACCAGAUUUAUCCCUUUACCAUACACUAUUUAUCUAUCAAGGACUUACAAAAUAAGUCACACUUUUACCACGUAACAAUAGUUUGAGAAAAGGAAAUAAUAAAAUGGUUACUGACCAAAUCCUACCAAUAACACCAUAUUAUCACCAUACAUAUUACCAUCAUACUGUUGCUGACCAAAUCCUGUAUCCUGCAUCCUGUAUCCAAUAUUACCAAUAUUUAGCGGGCCGUCACCCUGGAGGUAACCGGGGAGCGGGCCGUCACCCUGGAGGUAACCGGGGAGCGGGCCGUCACCCUGGAGGUAACCGGGGAGCGGGCCGUCACCCUGGAGGUAACCGGGGAGCGGGCCGUCACCCUGGAGGUAACCGGGGAGCGGGCCGUCACCCUGGAGGUAACCGGGGAGCGGGCCGUCACCCUGGAGGUAACCCGGGAGCAGGCUGUGAGUCGGACCUAAUACUGUUGUAAUUGCCCACUGGCCUCUGGUAUUGCCCAUAUGGCACAGGUAGGUUAGUGUUUGGUCCCUUGGCGUUGGAGUGCGGGCUCAGGUACGUCCUUCAUAUAAGGAUAUAUUGGAUAAUGUCUCUAUUUUACAUCAGUUUGAGGGUCAGUCAUAUUUCACUGUCUACAUCUACCACAGUAGUGACCGAAAUCUAUGUAUUGCCUUGUAAUAAGAAAACGCCAAAAUAAAACUCGCCUUUCCACUGCGCCCAAGCAGAGCCGUUCCGUCUGGGUCCGGGCCGCACAGAAUGUCCAUGUCAAGGCGCUGCCGACACCAUGACAUACGUUUCACUGCGGUGGUCCCGAUAAGCUCCACUGAGCUGCUGGGAUAGAAUGUUUUCUCUAUUGUAGAUCAACUUUGAUCACGGCGUCUAAGGGGUUAAUGCUGAGCAU
Hyla sarda is the source of this 2122-nucleotide messenger RNA. RefSeq names its product mitochondrial inner membrane protein MPV17 (gene MPV17). Gene Ontology annotation, cellular component: cytoplasm; membrane. The record is from RefSeq and is a predicted model, not a curated record. Lineage: Eukaryota; Metazoa; Chordata; Amphibia; Anura; Hylidae.